Messenger RNA from Cercocebus atys (sooty mangabey), 6758 nucleotides. It is a transcript of the gene KCND1, whose product is annotated as potassium channel, voltage gated Shal related subfamily D, member 1. The coding region runs from base 3233 to 5176 and encodes 647 amino acids. Gene Ontology annotation, cellular component: voltage-gated potassium channel complex; membrane. Gene Ontology annotation, molecular function: protein binding; A-type (transient outward) potassium channel activity. NCBI's taxonomy places the organism in Eukaryota, Metazoa, Chordata, Mammalia, Primates, Cercopithecidae. The record is from RefSeq and is a predicted model, not a curated record. Gene Ontology annotation, biological process: protein homooligomerization; potassium ion transmembrane transport. The transcript has 7 exons.
GCAACGUUACUCUCUUUUCCUCACCCUCAUCCAGCCUGUCUCCAUUUACUGCUGACCAGCCCCUCAAACUGAGUAGACCUGAAAUACCUGCAGAUAUGUACAUGGGUAGACAUGUAUGGGAUUGUGGGUAUAGAUGAGUAGAUAGACGGGGGGAUGGAUAAGUGGUUGGAUGGACAGAUGGAUGAAUAAGUGGACAGUUGCAUGGACUGAUGAUGGAUAGGUUGGCAAAUAAAUGGAUGGAUGGAUAGGUGGUUGGAUGAAUAAAUGGAUAGAUAGAUUGGUGGGUGGAUAAAUAGAGGAUGGAUAGUAGAGAUGUAAAUGGACAGAUGGAUAAUAGGUCUAUGGACAAAUGGAUGGGUGGAGGAAUUAGGUAGCUAGGUGGAUGGAUGGGUUUAUGGACAGGUCGGGAGUAAAUGGACCAAUGGUUAGGGGAAUGGAUGGAUGGGUAGAUGAGCUCAUGAAUGGGAAGGGUAAAGAGUGGGAGAAGAAAUGAUGAGUGGAGCUAUGUAUGGACAGCAAAGGGCAGAGGAUGUCACCCUGCGUGUAUUCCAGGUGGGAAGAGAUGGGUGGAGGAUGGAUGCAUACAGAUAGAUUGGCAAAUAGGCAGAUGGGGUGAACUUACACAUGGAUGAAUGAGUGGGUGGGUAGAUUAACAACUAAGUGGACAGAUGGGUGGGUGGAGGGAUGGAUAGAGUAAUUGGUUGUGUGGGUGGGAGAAUGGAUGGAUGGGUAGGUGGAGGAAUGGAUGUAGAAAUGGACAAAUCAGGAGUGUGCCAAGUGGGCAAAUGGAAGAUUACAUGGGUGGGUAAUCGGAUGAAAGGCUAGGCCUGGCCCUGCGUUACAGUGCCCCUGUCAUCACACUCCUUUAAUUAAGAUUAAGCAUCCCUGGUGUGUGCUGUGUCCAGUGCUAUCACCUUUCACAUCAUGUAAUGCUCCAAAUGAUGCUAUCAACUUGGGAUAAGUCUCUCCAUCUGACAAAUGAGGAAACAAUGCAAGUCACUUGCUCAAGGAUGCAGCAAGUCAGUGGCAAAGGUGGGGUCUGAACCCACCCAUAGCCAGCCAGAGGCAUUCCAUAAUCAGUGCUCCUGCCAUCCAGAAGCAGAGCCCUCUAGCGGAGGAGGUGUGAUUUGAGGCCACUGGAUGUGGACAGAUAAGAGAGACUGCCCCCUCAGAGUGGGGCCUGCCUGAGAGACGACUUGGUAGAGGGGUGGGACCUGGAUUGUCCCCCUCUACACUCCCUUUAUCCUCAUUUCAUAUCUAAAAACAGGAAGUCGUGUGCUCCAGUCCCACAGCCGAAGUCUUAGAGCUGGGGCUCUAACCCAUGCUGCAUCCCUCAAGGGGGCAGCUUCAGAAGCUUGGCCAUCUAGAGAAACACUCCCCAGCAAUUACCCCCGACUCCUGGCUCUCCUGCCCUUCCACAGUCUGGGGGGCAGGGAGGGGACAGCGCUGCAUCAUUCCCUGUGGCACUCCGCUCUGGGGCCAUUAACAGACGCCUCCCCAUCGAUCGGAUCUGCUAAGUGCUGCUGAUUCAGAUGACGCGACUGAGGCCCAACCAGCUUUGUAGGAGGCGGAGUCUCCCCAGGGUCCCUCUCUGGCUGUCCUAGGGGAGGGGGCUCGGGGAGCCACGAGGCCCCUCCCUGCCUCCCUCCAUCUCCCGGCAAGCUCGGAGGGGCGGGGAGAGAGAGCCAGAGGAGGAGGAGAACUCAGGCAGCUCUGCAGAGGGGGCCAGGAGCUCGGGUGUUUGGUACCCCCAGCCCCACCGCUGUUGCUGCUGCUGCAACGGGGACACAGGUGAGGACGGCCCGAGAGGGAGGGGGAGGGGGACCACCACUAGCGCUGUCCUCAUCCUUCCCUGGUCCAGCCCCCAUGCCCUAGCCCAUCCUGGGAUAGUCCCCAGGGGUCCCACUGGACCUUGCCCUUCCCAGGCCUCCUUCCGGGGACCCUGCGCCCUCUCCCUGCCUAUGCCACCUCUCCUACGCCUGGCUGUGGUUGCUUCUCUUCCUCCUGCUGCCGCUGCUGCUACUGCCACUGCCCAGCACACACCGCCAGCCCCUUGGGGUGUGGUUUCCCCAGACCUGCCCCCAACGGUGGGACCCAGCCUUCUCCCGGCCUCCCCUGCCAGCUUCCUGCAAAGCCCAGGAGCCCCCCUCCCUGGAGACACACCCAACUCCCUUUCAACACCCCACCUUCCUCUUAACCCCAUUUUGGGGGUAACCCCCUUCCUCUUAUUUAGUCUUCAUAGAUCCCCUGGGUGCUCUGGGACUGUGCCCAACUUCCUAACAUUUGAGUCCCAGCUCCUUGGAAUUCCCCAGGCCCCUUUUUCCUCCCCGUAGAACUCCUGAGACUGUCGACUCAGGCUUUCUUGGCCCCUCUAGAUACCCACCUCCCCCAGAUAACUCUCAGCCUCUCAAAAAAUAACCCAGCCCCCUAUCCACCCCUUUGGAUAACCUCUUCCCCUCUCCAGCCCUUUCUUCCCCAGAACUCCUCUAGAGUACAGACAUCCCCCCAGGCUAUUCUUGGCAACUCUAGGCAGUCCCAAGACACCUUUCAGCCUCUUUACAACCUCCUGGAUCCACAGCCACCCCUCCAGAUGCACCAGCUGCCUUUCCAGAUCCAUGAGGGGGGUCUAACCCUCUUAUGCUUCCCCUAGAAGCUUGAGGGUGUGGACAACCCUCCUCACCUGUCUCAGCCCCUCUAGAACCCCCACUUCCAGACACUCUCAGUCUCUUUCAAGCACCUCUGGUCCCAUUUCUACCCCUCCGGAUGCCCCAGUCUCCUCUCCACCUCCACAAAGGAGUUCCAGGCUCUUCUGCCUUCCCUGAGACUCUUGAGAGUGUAGAGAACUCCUCACGUGUUUCUUGGCCCCUCUAGACGCCCCCAGACACCUCUCAGGCACAGGCUAACUCCUUUAGAAUCAUCUCAGUCUCUAUAAACCCUCCCUCAGCUCCUUCUUGGCCCCAUCCCCACACCUCUUUUCGGUUCUCUAUGUCCCCAAGUCCCUUCCUAGUCCCUCAGGACAUUGCCCAGGCCCCUCCUAGGCUCUGUAAAUGUCCCCCAAACUCCUUCCCAUCUCUCUAGUUCUUCCUCCUGGUUCCUCUUGGCCUCUCUAGACACCCCCAGUUUCCUUGUUCAGGUGGCUAAAGGCGUCUCCAAGCCCCCACCAUCCUGGAGACAGCCACAUUCUCCUACACGCCACCCUCACUAAGUCUCCCUGGGCUUGGGGAGCGGCACGAUGGCGGCAGGCCUGGCCACGUGGCUGCCUUUUGCCCGGGCGGCAGCGGUGGGCUGGCUGCCCCUGGCCCAGCAGCCCCUGCCCCCAGCACCGGGGGUGAAGACAUCUCGAGGAGAUGAGGUUCUGGUGGUGAACGUGAGCGGACGGCGCUUUGAGACCUGGAAGAAUACGCUGGACCGCUACCCAGAUACCUUGUUGGGCAGCUCAGAGAAGGAAUUCUUCUACGAUGCUGACUCAGGCGAGUACUUCUUCGAUCGCGACCCUGACAUGUUCCGUCAUGUGCUGAACUUCUACCGAACGGGGCGUCUGCACUGCCCACGGCAGGAGUGCAUCCAGGCCUUCGACGAAGAGCUGGCCUUCUACGGCCUGGUCCCCGAGCUAGUUGGUGACUGCUGCCUUGAAGAGUAUCGGGACCGAAAGAAGGAGAAUGCCGAGCGCCUGGCAGAGGAUGAGGAGGCCGAGCAGGCCGGGGACGGCCCAGCCCUGCCUGCGGGCAGCUCCCUGCGGCAGCGGCUCUGGCGGGCCUUCGAGAAUCCACAUACGAGCACUGCAGCCCUCGUUUUCUACUACGUGACCGGCUUCUUCAUCGCCGUGUCGGUCAUCGCCAAUGUGGUGGAGACCAUCCCAUGCCGCGGCGCUGCACGCAGGUCCUCGAGGGAGCAGCCCUGUGGCGAACGCUUCCCACAGGCCUUUUUCUGCAUGGACACAGCCUGUGUACUCAUAUUCACAGGUGAAUACCUCCUGCGGCUGUUUGCUGCCCCCAGCCGUUGCCGCUUCCUGCGGAGUGUCAUGAGCCUCAUUGACGUGGUGGCCAUCCUGCCCUACUACAUUGGACUUUUGGUGCCCAAGAACGACGAUGUCUCAGGCGCCUUUGUCACCCUGCGUGUGUUCCGGGUGUUUCGCAUCUUCAAGUUCUCCAGGCACUCACAGGGCUUGAGGAUUCUGGGCUACACACUCAAGAGCUGUGCCUCUGAGCUGGGCUUUCUCCUCUUUUCUCUAACCAUGGCCAUCAUCAUCUUUGCCACUGUCAUGUUUUAUGCUGAGAAGGGCACAAACAAGACCAACUUUACAAGCAUCCCUGCGGCCUUCUGGUAUACCAUUGUCACCAUGACCACGCUUGGCUACGGAGACAUGGUGCCCAGCACCAUUGCUGGCAAGAUUUUCGGGUCCAUCUGCUCACUCAGUGGCGUCUUGGUCAUUGCCCUGCCUGUGCCAGUCAUUGUGUCCAACUUUAGCCGCAUCUACCACCAGAACCAGCGGGCUGACAAGCGCCGAGCACAGCAGAAGGUGCGCUUGGCAAGGAUCCGAUUGGCAAAGAGUGGUACCACCAAUGCCUUCCUGCAGUACAAGCAGAAUGGGGGCCUUGAGGACAGCGGCAGUGGCGAGGAACAGGCUCUUUGUGUCAGGAACCGUUCUGCCUUUGAACAGCAACAUCACCACUUGCUGCACUGUCUAGAGAAGACAACGUGUCAUGAGUUCACAGACGAGCUCACCUUCAGCGAAGCCCUGGGAGCCGUCUCGCCGGGUGGCCGCACCAGCCGCAGCACCUCUGUGUCUUCCCAGCCAAUGGGACACGGAAGCCUGCUGUCUUCUUGUUGCCCUCGCAGGGCCAAGCGCCGUGCCAUCCGCCUUGCCAACUCCACUGCCUCAGUCAGCCGUGGCAGCAUGCAGGAGCUGGACAUGCUGGCAGGGCUGCGCAGGAGCCCUGCCCCCCAGAGCCGCUCCAGCCUCAAUGCCAAGCCCCAUGACAGCCUUGACCUGAACUGCGACAGCCGGGACUUCGUGGCUGCCAUUAUCAGUAUCCCUACCCCUCCUGCCAACACCCCAGAUGAGAGCCAACCUUCCUCCCCUGGUGGCGGCAGCAGGGCGGGCAGCACCCUCAGGAACUCCAGCCUGGGUACCCCUUGCCUCUUCCCUGAGACCGUCAAGAUCUCUUCCCUGUGAGGGGUAGACCUGCCCAUUCAGAAGGUCCUCUUCAUUUUUGGGAAAUCCUUUCCAAAGCCAUAUUUUUGGGAGGCAGAGAGAGGCAGGCUUGGACACCCCUUCUGCCCCCCUACUGAGAACUAUGCAAUGGAGUUUCAUGAAAUGGUCCACAUAGUGGGGAAGUAGCCAGGAAAUGGGAAACUUCCCCCCACCCCAGACAUUUUUCCUGGUGGGAGCUGAAGCACUGGGCUUCCACAGGCCCCUGGCCUCCUUGCCCCAGCACACUGGGACUGGCCCCACUCUCCCAGCUGGACUCCUGCAUGCUCCUCCCCUUGGGCUCUCAGUUGAAGGUAAAGCUUUGAUCUGAUAUCUGAGGUCUGGCCUAAGAAGGAGAGUUGAGAUUUCCACCUCCCUCUGGCUGGGAUAUGGAGCUUUGGAGGUUCAGAGAAGAGAACCCUCACCUCUGAUCUGGCCUCUACACGAGGUCCUCACCCUCCAUCUGGCCCAACAAUUCCCAGAUUCUGAAGCUUGGAAUGCAAACACAGGCUUCAUGGGCUGUGGCCUCUGCAGUGACCUGCCAUCCCCAGGCCUUGCCUGAGGGGUCAGGCUGCCCCUCCCAACACACACUCAGAUAGCACAAAUUCUACCAUCCCCUUCCCUGGCUGCUGGAAAUGGGACCCCGCAACCCUGUCCUCUGCCGGGCCCCCAGCAAACUCUAGCAAUAGCAGCUGCUGCCGUGUCAUUAUGCAAAGCCUCUGACCAGUUUGCUGCAGCAUUUACAUCUGCCCUAAUCAGAGGGGCCACCUCUAACUCCUCCUCCUCCUCUCUUCUCCUCUGGUUUGCCUCCUUCCUGGGUUGGGCUGGAGUCUGGACUGGCCGAGAUAAGAGCCUGGCAACCAGCAAGAGCUAGGCUGUAUUUGGAGAUCAUGGGUUGAUUCCAUGUUCUUGGGCAAGAGUCCAGAAGCAUCAGGGGCUCAGGCCUGGGAUGUUUUUGAACUUUGGGAGUUAUAGGAGACAGGAGGAACUUCUCCUCCUCCUCCCCUACAAUUCCUUUUCCCAUAUUCCUUUCUUCUCCCUCUUGGGUCACCUUCCAGAACUCUGCUCUCAGGCUGAAAUCUGGCAUCAUCUCAGGUUCCCUGUCCCCAGCACUGUCCCCAUGGAGCUGGCGGCUGACAAAGAUGUAGUUUCCAUCAGUCAAUAAAACCUGAGAGGAGAGAUGAGGACUGAGUAUCUCCUGGCUCUGUGGAUUUGGGGGGUGGGUUGGGCUUGGGGGUUGAAAACACUCUGAUUUCAAUCCCUUUUGGCUAGGAGAAGGGCAGGUAUGGGUCAAGGUAUGGGAGAUGGAUGGUUGGUGAUGUAUUCUGGAAGACGGGGAUCCAGGAGAAAUGAAAGAACGUGGUUUGAGGAGUCCAUCUACAGCCAGUGAGGCAGGCCAGGGGGUCCUGAGACAUUCCUCCUUGGAUAUCAUCUGCGCCAGCUUCCUGAUUCACAGAUGGGGAAACUGAGACCCAGAGAAACACAUAGAGGAGACUUAAACCCAGGCUUCCUGACAGCAAACAACUCUGAAUUUAACCCUAAUAAAAGCAUCACUUGGUUUGGUGAA